AUGCUCGACUUUUGCCAGAAGGUGUUCCGGCGCGAACCGGACGAGACGCAGCAGUUCCUGGACGUUGGCUGCGGUAUCGGAGACCUGACGCGAGAGGAGCUGCUUCCUCGAUGCCUGCCGUGCCGGCGCAUCGUCGCCGUCGACUUGUCGGCGCAGAUGGUGGAGCACGCCACUCGUCACUAUCACCACGACAGGCUUCACUUCAGGAAGUUAGACAUCGAGAGCGACGAGGACGUGGCCGAGUUCAUCGGCGAGCAUGGUCUCUUCGACCGGGUGUACUCGUUUCACGCUGUCAUCUGGGUGCGAGACCAAGCUAAGGCGCUGAAGAACGUGGCCAGGCUUCUGAAGCCUCGCGGAGAGUGCCUUCUGAUUUUCCACGCGUCUCUGCAAUCGUUCGACAUCAGCCGCAACCUCCUUAAAAUGGAGCGUUGGAAUAAGUAUUCUCACUUGGUCAAGCAGAUGGUACCGAAGACGCAAGACAUGAACGGCGACGAGCGCAUUGAAUACAUUUCCAGGAUCCUGGCAGAAGCUGGACUCUCACCGAGUAUAUUGGAGCUUCCAGUGAGCACAGUUUUUGACAACAUGAGCUUCGAAAUCAUGGCUGGUUAUCCGUAA
Dermacentor andersoni is the source of this 615-nucleotide messenger RNA. Its product is annotated as juvenile hormone acid O-methyltransferase-like. Gene Ontology annotation, molecular function: S-adenosylmethionine-dependent methyltransferase activity. The record is from RefSeq and is a predicted model, not a curated record. Lineage: Eukaryota; Metazoa; Arthropoda; Arachnida; Ixodida; Ixodidae.